AUGCCACUUAUCGACUCACAGCCCACUUCUAUACACGGCCGAAAGCCAGGAGAUAAGCACGUUGGCUAUCCUAUUGGCGAUGAGCGUGCUACACUGCUCGUUGAUGGGUUUUGGAACGAGACCAAUGGUCAUUCAGUUGCGAUAAAUGGGGCGCGUAACGGUCGAGGACCCAUACAAGGGGGAGGAAACAUUGAAUUUGGAGGGCCUAACGCCGGCCAACUAAUUGAGUACGUCAACACAUAUGAUCCCCGGUCUUGGACAUGUUUGCAUGUUGCCGAGGGCGUCCUAAACUGCACGAAUACUGUGAUUCAGAACAACGAAAUCGGCCCAUGUGGGACCGACGCGUUUCAGACCUGGGCAGAUGGUAUUAGUUUGAGUUGCCGAAACAGUGUUGUUCGUGACAACUGGAUUGAUUCGCCUACGGAUGGUGGUAUAGUCGUGUUCGGUUCCCCCGGUAGUCUCAUCGCAAACAACACGAUUUGGAUAGAGGACAACACCUUGCUUGGUGGAAUCAACCUGGUGGACUAUGACCCAUUUAAUGGGGAUUUCACAAACACUGUUGUCGAAAACAAUACAAUCAUUGGAGGAUUUGCUACCGACCAACCCACGGAUGCCCAGGAUGCGAAUCUUGGAUAUAAUAAUGAAACAGCUAUAAUCAAGAUGGGCCUCGCCGUCGGCAACCGAGUCUGGUUUGGUGACAAGUUUGGUCGCAACAGAAAUUUUGGUGGAAUUGUUCGAAACAAUAAGUUGACUGGAGCAUUUGGCUGGGGAGUCGCAGUUAGCGGCACCCGGGACUUUGUUGUUGAGAACAACGAAAUCGUAGGAAAUGCGACGUUUAUCGGUUUUCGAGGAGUCAAUUGUACUAUUUACGAGGCACUUCCGAGUCCAGAACCAUUCCUGUAUGAUUCAAAUGGGACCGACUCUACUGUGAUUCCGAGCAACUACCCGGACGUGAGGUUGGAUGGGGCACUGCUUUGCAUCACUUCACCAGACGGAGGUGACUAUUGGCCACGUGGUGGUAGCCCUUAUGGCAAUCCUGAUAAGGACGAGGCUGGAGCCGAAGGUGAAGGAGCAAGCGCUUCAUCUGGGUCAUCAAAAAGCCGAAAGCUCGGCUUAGGACUAGGUAUUACAUUUGGUAUUCUUGCUGCGCUCGUUGCUGCAUGGUUUGUGCGUCGUUGGGCACUAAAGAAAUACGCCCCUACGAAUAGUCCUGCAACACCUCCGAAGUUCUAA
Rhizoctonia solani is the source of this 1233-nucleotide messenger RNA. RefSeq lists its product as uncharacterized. The transcript has 15 exons. Lineage: Eukaryota; Fungi; Basidiomycota; Agaricomycetes; Cantharellales; Ceratobasidiaceae. The coding region runs from base 1 to 1233 and encodes 410 amino acids. The record is from RefSeq and is a predicted model, not a curated record.